AGGUUCCUGGGGUUGAGUCUAAAUCACUCUUCAUUGGUUAAAGCUGAGCUCACAGCAGAAUAAGCCACCAUGAGGCUGUUGGUGUGUCUCGUGCUGCUCACGCUGGCCCUUUGCUGCUACCGGGCAAAUGCAGUGGUCUGCCAAGCUGUUGGUUCUGAAAUCGCAGGCUUCUUAUUAGCUGGAAAACCUGUGUUCAAAUUCCAACUUGCCAAAUUUAAGGCACCUCUGGAAGCUGUUGCAGCCAAGAUGGAAGUGAAGAAAUGCGUGGAUCUGAUGGCCUAUGAGAAGAGAGUGCUAAUUACAAAAACACUGGGAAAAAUAGCAGAGAAAUGUGAUCGCUGAGAUGUAAAAACUUUUUAAUGCUAGUUUCCACCAUCUUUCAAUGAUACCCUGAUCGUCACUGCAGAAUGUAAAGGUUUCAACGUCUUUCUCUAAUAAAUCACUUGCCCUGAA
Messenger RNA from Chlorocebus sabaeus (green monkey), 453 nucleotides. Its product is annotated as secretoglobin family 1D member 1. Lineage: Eukaryota; Metazoa; Chordata; Mammalia; Primates; Cercopithecidae. The record is from RefSeq and is a predicted model, not a curated record.